Messenger RNA from Lates calcarifer (barramundi perch), 2774 nucleotides. RefSeq lists its product as uncharacterized. Bases 165 to 668 code for a protein of 167 amino acids. The record is from RefSeq and is a predicted model, not a curated record. The transcript is spliced from 4 exons. NCBI's taxonomy places the organism in Eukaryota, Metazoa, Chordata, Actinopteri, Centropomidae.
GAGCAGGUUGCAAACACCACAGUCACACCGAGGGAAGGAGCUCGGAGGGGAGACGCGCGCACAGUUGGAUAGAGAUAUCCGGAAUGCACAAUAAGUGACCCUGAGCAGUCUCUACCACUUGGCCCCCUUCGUCGAUCCAGUCUUUGACAUUGUCUCAACCAAAGAUGAAGCUCGCGGUUGCUUUAGUGGGCCUGAGUUUGGCUGUGAUGGUCGUGAUGAUUUACCAGGCCGUGCGCCAGGAGCUGAACCUGCGCAAUCUGAAAACCCGCAUGGUGGAGAACUCGGCGGAGGUCAAGAGGAAAGAGGAAGCCAUCGUCGAGUUGAAAGUAAAGAUCCAGGAUCUGAAGACGACGCUGACGGGUGUCCACACCAAGAUGGAUGAGCUAAAGGUGAAGAAGGUGGAGGUUGAAAAAUCAUCACAGGAGCUUGAUAAAUAUCUGCAGACGUGUAACACAGAGAAGGCAGAUGUUGAGAAGAAGAAGACAGAUGUGGGAGAGGCUGUGAAUAAAGUCAAAGCUGAUCAUGAAGAGGCUAAAAGGAAGGCAGAGGAGGAGAUCCAGGGCUUGAAACAGCAGAUCUUGGACAGAGACAAAGCUAUUUGUGCUUUUGCAGAUACGACCAAAGAAGAAGCACGGAAGCUGUGUGGAAUCUCUGAAGCUCCACAGUAAAGUCAACUCAGAAACACUAAACACUCACUGUGAACUUUUAAAAGAAGAAGCAGGCCAUGCAUACGAGGACACAGUGUGCAUUUAUCCUUGCUUCAUAGGAGAAAGUAAAAACUGUGUUGAUUUAAAGAGUCUGUACGUUCAUUCAUAGAACAAAUGGCACAGACUUGGGGGGUGGGGAAAUUUGUUGCAUAAUUUAAUGUCUUUUAUGUAAUUGCAUUGGGUAGGUCUAGUUUGUCCUUUUGUCUCUGUAAAACACUUUGACACAUGCGAUUAUAGGCUUCACAAAAUUACCUUGGGUGUUAUGGAGAGUCAUUGCCAAAAAUAUGUUCCCCUGAAUGAACCGGUAAAGCUACAUUGUGUAGCACCUGAGCCAUCCUGCCUGAGGCAUAUACAGUCUGCGUUCUAUUGCCAUUCCCCUGAUGAAACCUGAGUGUCUACCAGCAACCAGAAAAAAACAUGAUCAUCACUUUAUUCUCUAAGGUCUUGUGUGUCAGAUAAUUUGUUCACCAUAUGUGGAACAAAGGAACAGUAAGGUAAUGCUUAAUGGAAAUAUCAUAUUGUGUCACAUGUUGGGGUGAGAAAACUGUGUGUUGAGUAAAACACUCACUCAGAAUAGAUUGUAACUGAGAUAAACAUAUUUCAAACAUUAUAACUAUAAAACAACCACAGUAAUCUGAAAUUGCCCCUCAUGGGAUCUGAUUUAUGCACAAUAAAUUCUUACAUGGCGAAUACGCUUUCUGGUGUUCUCUCCUGAUUUAUCAUGUAUCUCCUACAUGAUAGAUCACAUAGACAAAACAGUUCAACGACAUGUUCCUCUAUCUCCCCCUAGUGCUCACACAAGGAUUGACAGCCUCCCUGCAAUUUUCCCGCUCACUUGCAGGAGGAGGUACUCGGUGUGAGUGCAUUUUCUCCCUUUUCCCAUCCUACCUCUUCAGCUUUAUCAUUGAACCCUAGCUUUUUGGAGUUUUGGUGUAGCUGGUCUGUCUGAGCCCACAAAGCUGACCUCCAGCACCCUAUCAAAUGGUUAAUACUGUUGUGGAAAAUGGCUUUAAAUAGGUGCAGCUUUGAAUCUGAGGGCAGAGGUUCAGGCAGAACUAGUUUCAUAGUAAAGGAAUAAGUGACAUAUCUGAUGAGCAAUUGGUUGAAUAUUACUGAUCAGUUCAUCUAGCUUCAACCUGUGAAUUCAAGUGAAAUAAUUUCUUGAAUUACUUUUUAAAUGUCAAAAACUGCUGUUACUUAUAAAGCACACAGAGCAAUCAGUUCUUAUAUGGACAGGGCCACAUUGGGUGUAAAUAAAUGUCGAUAUUUAGAAAAUAAUUCAAGUAUGAAAUGUUUAUGAAAUGUGAUUCACAGUGACAGUGUGAAGCAUCUUGAAAAAGUGAACUUAGAAGUGCAUGUAACCAAUUGUUUAAAACAAACAAACACAUUUUUUGUUUUGUGACUGUUAAAAACAUGUUUGGUAUCAUCUGGAAAGACAAAGGACAUGGACUAGUCCUAAAUACUGUUAUCAUACUGAAUUCUUUCUCUCAAGUCAGUUUUCAAGCAAACUAAACCAUCCUUUCUUACCUUUCAAAGAAUGUAGCCCUAAUUUUACUACAUAUCAUUUUAGUCUACAUGAUUAAUCACUUAAAAAAUAUACAUUCACUCAAAAAUAUACAUAUAUAUAUCAGCUAUGUCAGAUCCUCCAUCUUAUGUCUGCUCAUACAGUGGUCAUUUUUUGUUUUCAAAUCAAAAUCAAAUUACUAUCUUAUUUUUUCUGUUUCUCAAGUAAUUAACAGAAAACAGAAAUGAAUUAACAGAUGGAUUACCAUCAUAUGCUGCAAAUAGCAUAGGAUUAAACAGCUACAAAAAUUGUUGCUAACCAACUCAACUAAUCAUAUCAGUUCCAGAGUACUGGUUAGUUUCUGGGGAAAUAGGAAAUAAUGAAAUAAUUUAUCUGGCCAUGGUUAAAAACCAUUAAUUGAAUAUUUGUAUACCGCGUAUUAUAAACACUAAAUACGGGGAUUUAAAGUCGUUAAACUUGCACUUAAGUAAACAUUUAUUUUGCCCGUUCAGUGCCACUAUGGUUUUUUAGUGUGUUAAUGUUAAUAAAGUUUUUCAAAAAUA